AUGAGGCUAGAAAAGUGUUAUUUUUGUUCCAGUACGGUCUAUCCAGGCCAUGGAGUAACCUUUGUCAGAAACGACAGCACGGUAAGUAUUGAAUCAAUGGAGUUAUCACUUUUAUAGAUUUGAAUGGUCUCUCUUGAGCUAGACGAACAACUUAAAUUUUACUUUGAAAUGGUGUUUGCUAUGAAUACGGAAAUUUAAGCCUUUCGUCACGGUCAGGGGUGGCAAAGGAGCAUUUUUUCCAUUUCAAGCCUGGCCCGGUCAGUAGAGUUCGGAAAAUUCGAGUAUAUUCACCACCCGGGUAUAUACCCGAAAUCUCGGGUAUUUAUAAAAUUAGCCCAAUAUAGUACCAAUAUGAAGUCGUUUGCAACUUAUUCAUUAACUUAAUCACGUUUGGAGUGAUAUUAUUUAUUUUACCAACUACAACAAACAAAACUAGUACUUUGACAAUGAAAAAGUUUAGCAAUUCAAUGCUUCGCAGUCAGAUUUCGAGUUUUUUUCCGUUCAUUUUUCGACUCCGGCAAAUGGCCAAGUAAUUUUCAACCUCAGAACCAAACCUUGAACGGCAAAAAACAAAAUGUCAACAUUUAUUGAUUUCUUAUGACAAAACGCGACUUUUUUACAUUUUUUGAAUACAAAAGUAUUUUGAAAAUUCCCAUAAAUUCCCAAAAAAACCUGGCCUCUCGGGUAUUUGGGUAUAUACCUCGCCCCAACCCUACCGGUCAGGGGUGGUCGGCGGGCCGUUUUUCCGAUUUCCGGCCCGCGGCCCGGCCCGUCUAGGCUUUUUUCAGGCCCGGCCAGUGCAGGCCCGUUUAUAGAGGACUCUGCGAAACGCGCUCAAGCUUUGGAGCUAGAGUUAAGCAAAGAAGGCGUUGAUCUUGCUGGUAAAGGCUUAAUAUAAUAGUUUUGUGGUUUUUCAGGCACCUCCAUAGACUAGUAAACGUUUUAGCAAAAAAUUAUUCUUUGGCAAGAAAUAAUUCAAUAGUGACAGUUCGUAUACUAUGGUUGUUAAUUUGACAGAAUUUUUCAAAAUGAUGUCAAAUUGCCGUCGUUUUGGCUGAAUUGAAAAUGGUGGUAUACGCAGCUUUCAAACCUGUGUUUAACUUAGGCUGUGAUGAUUACCGUUAAUGUUAAUCGUAACUAGUUUUCUGAUUAUUUGAUUGUUUGCUUUCACAAGAAGGAACUAUUUGGUUCUCAAAAAUUUUUUAAUUACUACGAUUUGGCAAAAAUCUACAAAAAUUUGCCAAAACAGUUCAAUUUGACGAAAAGUACGGAAAUUUGACAACGUGACUAACGCGUCAAGUUGACCACUUAACAAUACCGUUCGUACCAUCGCUGUGAAAAAAAUCUGUCGAGUUUCCCCCCGUCCAAGUUCCAAACCCUGUCGAAUUUCUUUUGGUCGAGUUUCACGCUGUCCAAUUUCACUCUGUCCAAUUUCCAUAUACGCAAAAUAGAAGGGGGUAAAAUUAUUUGAAAUUGGACAGUGGUUUUAGUUACAGUAACUAGAACCACUGUCUGUCCGGGCGUUGAGAACAAUGAGCUAAGCCUGCACAUCAAAUUGCACCCGAUUCUCAUGUUUCCAUAAAGUUUUAAGUCGUGGCCAGAAUAAGAACUUUUAUUCUGUUUUUUACUUUUUGAAAGGUUGAAGGUUAGGUCAGAUACGAUUAUUUUAUUUGUUUAUAAAUUAUAUUUUUAGGUAUUCAAGUUUUGCCGGUCAAAAUGCAACAAGCUGUUCAAAAAGAAGAAGAAUCCCAGAAAAUUACGAUGGACAAAAGCUUCCCGCCGUCUUCGAGGGAAAGAGUUGACUGAUGACUCAGUGCUUCAACUUGAGAAACGCCGGAAUGAACCAACUAAAUACGAAAGAGGGCUGUGGAAGGAUGCAAGUAAGUUGCUGGAUGAGAGUCACGUUGUUAUUUUAGUUAAUGUUAUGAAGGAAACUCAUGAUGUCAAGCAGAAACGGUACGCUCAUUUAAUUACAACAUCCGUGAAGCCCGGAAAACAAACAACAAAAGCAAACAGAUUAGAACAGGCCAAGAAGAAGAGCUAUUUGCUGCGUUCGGCUGCCGCCGAUGAAGUUUGUGUACAAGAAGAGGAAAUAAAGGAAGAGGAGGGAGAAGCCGAAAUGGAACUGGCUUGA
Bursaphelenchus xylophilus (pine wood nematode) is the source of this 2134-nucleotide messenger RNA. NCBI's taxonomy places the organism in Eukaryota, Metazoa, Nematoda, Chromadorea, Rhabditida, Aphelenchoididae. The record is from the annotation of a GenBank genome assembly.